UGCGCGUGCGUGUCCAGACGUGGCAACUGCAUCAUGGCUACUUGGAUUUGCUGCGGGAGCAGGAUGAGGGACACGAGAGCGCUUUUCUUCGUUCUUACGAUUCUUUUUGCUGCCUUUCUGGAUGCAUUGAAGGUUUCACCAUUGAUAGAAAAGGUCAGCGAGCACAAGGACUUCAAAAAGCUUCUGAGGACUCGGACCAACGUUCUCAUCCUCUACUCCAAAUCAGCUGCUGCAGGUGAAAGACAACUCAAGUUGCUGUCUGAGGUGGCACAGGCAGUUAAAGGCCAGGGCACCAUUGCCUGGGUGGACUGUGGAGACUCUGAAGGCCGGAAGUUAUGCAAGAAGGUGAAGGUCGACCCGAGCUCCAAAAAGGGCAGCGUGGAGAUGCUGCAUUACAAGGAUGGUAACUUCAACACUGAAUACAACCGACCGGAAACCUUUAAGUCUAUAGUGGCGUUCUUGAAGGACCCAACAGGAGCUCCACUAUGGGAAGAAAAUCCCGAAGCCAAGGACAUCACCCACAUUGAAAGUGAAAGGGAAUUUCGAAAAUUGCUGAAAAAGGAGGAGAAACCGAUUCUAAUGAUGUUCUACGCUCCAUGGUGUGGAGUGUGCAAGAGGAUGAUGCCAGCUUUCCAGCAGGCUGCCACCGACCUGAAGGGUAACUAUGUGCUGGCUGGAAUGAACGUGCAUCCUGCGGAGUUUGACGGGAUUAAACAGGAGUUCAACGUGAAGGGAUACCCCACCUUCUGUUAUUUUGAAAAAGGAAAGUUCUUGCAUCACUACGAGAAUUAUGGAGCCACAGCGAAGGACAUCGCCGAGUGGAUGAAGAACCCUGAACCCCCCCACCCUAAAACUCCGGAGGUUCCCUGGUCAGAGCAGGAGUCCGCCGUCUUCCACCUGACAGAUGAAGAUUUCGACAAGUUCCUGCAGGACCACCCGAAAGUGCUGGUGAUGUUCUACGCCCCAUGGUGCGGUCACUGUAAGAAAAUGAAGCCAGACUAUGAUGAAGCUGCCGAGGUCCUCAACAAGGAUGAGCACAGCCCCGGAGUCCUGGCAGCAGUUGACGCCACCAUCCACAAAGUUGUGGCAGAAAAGUACCACGUGUCUGGCUUCCCAACAGUCAAAUACUUUGAGGACGGAGAGGAGAAGUUCACGCUGCCGCACCUCCGGACCAAAGACAAGAUCAUCGAGUGGCUCCACAACCCUCAAGCGCCACCUCCUCCAGAGCAGUCCUGGGAAGAGAAGCCAUCGCAUGUGAGCCACCUGGCAGCUGAGGACUUCAAGGACUUCCUGAAGAAGAAGAAGCACGCCCUCGUCAUGUUUUACGCCCCGUGGUGCCCCCACUGUAAAAACGCCGUCCCACACUUCACGUUGGCGGCUGACUUGUUUAAAGAAGACCGGAAGAUUGCUUAUGCUGCUGUUGACUGCACCAAAGGUCAAAACCAUGAAGUCUGCAAACAAGAAGGAGUCGAGGGCUACCCCACCUUCAAUUACUACAACUAUGGAAAGUUUGGAGAGCGCUACAGUGGGGAGAGAGGGGAGACGGGCUUUGUCACUUUCAUGAAGACACUACGAGAGAAGGAUCAGGAAAAGGUGGGCAAGAAGAAGGACGAGUUGUAACGGCACGUGACACCCCGAGCCUUUGCCGCUUCUCAAGACGGUGGAUUCCCGACGGGAGAAGUGAGAAGCGUAAAUGGAGUUUCAGGCACAGUCUUGCCUGCCUCUUGACGUGAUUAUUCCGAAGCAAAAAAAAAACAAUUCCCAAGAAAACCCGUUGAGAUUUCGCUCCCCACUGACAACGACGAAGUGCUCCGAGACCACUUGACCUAUGCAAUAACGUCCGGCUUUUUGUUACUGGCUUUAAUUUUUCCUAAUUCACGGUGCGUUUCUAGUGUGCUUUGCGACGAUUGUGUCAAUGUACAGAAUCACAGUUUCUAUUUUUUUGGGACUUCUUGCUCUUUCCACGAGGGACUGACAAUGUAUAAAGCUACUUUGAUCGACUUAUUUUUUUAUCGGAUAAUGUGAAGGCACAAAGCAUGUCCUGUUUAAGUUUCAGAGUGUGGCCUUAAAUUGAACCCUGUUGAAAAACGUCAUCCAAAGGUUUCCUAGCAUUCCAAAUCCGACCGAUGUGAAGCCGUGUGAACAAAUCAAGCUUUUCUGUUUUGAAACUGCGUGCGUUUCAGAGUAAAGACCGGGGGGGCUCUCAUGUCACACGCUUUAUAAGGGUCCAGGUGACACAUUUUAGCUGCACUUGCAGGCGUCUUUUUGUUUUUUCGACUUGACGUCACCUCCGGCUGCUCAGAAGGAGGCCCAGCAGUGUCCUUUAACGAUUCUUUGAGGAGUCGGAGCUUCUUCAAGGUACCUGCAUAUCAAUUAAAAAACUGCGAUUUCCAACAGACGCCGUACCUCACCUUGGCUACCGCACAUUGACCGAUUAAUGCUUGUGACACUGCAGCUUAUGUCACAGAACUAGAGGAGAAAGGGUGACGUGACAAAGCCGCGCAGAGCUACCGCUCGACUGUCACCGUGCCAUCUGGUUGUCUGGAGCAGGCAGGACGUGACGACUGCAGGACUUGAGCCCACUAUGGCCCUUUACCUUUCCGGGUGUUGUGCCUGCUCUUUCGUUUAUUUAAAUUAAGGUUCUCAGGGACGGCGGGACUGCAGGUGGGCAAUUAAAGGGAACAAUCGUGAUUCACGCUGAACUUUGAAGCUGGAGAGACCGACCGAGUACUGAGGGCGUCUGACUUGUUUACACUCUGCACGAUGUCCGUGUCACCCGUGUCACCCGCGCCACAGGACUGGGCCGAGCAGAGCAGGACACGACGCCUGUGCUCACCUUCACGACUUUCUCUGUGUUUCUUCUUAGGCACCAAACUGAAAGAAUCUUGUGAACUGUAAUAAUAACGAGAACGACGGUAAAAUAAAAAACCAAUAAAGAACACGCUGGGUCACACACGGUG
Messenger RNA from Polypterus senegalus (gray bichir), 2960 nucleotides. RefSeq names its product protein disulfide isomerase family A, member 5 (gene pdia5). Gene Ontology annotation, biological process: protein folding. Gene Ontology annotation, molecular function: protein disulfide isomerase activity. The record is from RefSeq and is a predicted model, not a curated record. Gene Ontology annotation, cellular component: endoplasmic reticulum. Bases 34 to 1620 code for a protein of 528 amino acids. Lineage: Eukaryota; Metazoa; Chordata; Cladistia; Polypteriformes; Polypteridae. The transcript is spliced from 17 exons.